Molecule: messenger RNA, 285 nt
Organism: Acanthocheilonema viteae
Lineage: Eukaryota; Metazoa; Nematoda; Chromadorea; Rhabditida; Onchocercidae
Source: the annotation of a GenBank genome assembly
AUGUUUAUUUUGUGUUUAUUAGUGGUAUUGCUGUACACCGCAAAUGGAUUUCGAACACAAAGUGCUGGUGUAAGGGGAACUCUGAUGUGCGGUGAUUUACCUUUAGCAAAUACAAAAGUAAAAUUAUGGGAUGAGGAUGCAACAGACGUUGAUGAUUUACUACAAGAAGGAAGAACAAAUUCUCAUGGCUAUUUUGAAUUAAGUGGCUCUACCAGUGAAAUUACCACUAUCGAUCCCAUUCUCAAAAUAUAUCACGAUUGCGAUGACAGAAUAAUGGAAGGCUAA